CGCUUCAGAACAUCUGCGCAGAGAGAGAGAGAGAGAGAGAGAGAGAGAGAGAGAGAGAGAGAUGGGAAUAAGGUUCGUAUUGAUGGUGAACAAGCAAGGCCAGACGCGUCUGGCUCAGUACUACGAAUGGCUCACUCUCGAGGAACGUCGCGCUCUCGAAGGCGAGAUCGUCCGCAAAUGCCUCGCCCGCAACGAUCAACAGUGUUCCUUCGUCGAGCAUCGCAACUACAAAAUUGUCUACAGACGCUAUGCUUCUUUGUUUUUCCUAGUCGGGGUCGAUGAUGAAGAAAAUGAGCUAGCAAUUCUCGAGUUCAUACAUCUUUUGGUCGAGACCAUGGACAGGCAUUUUGGCAAUGUGUGUGAACUUGACAUCAUGUUCCAUCUGGAGAAAGCUCAUUUCAUGCUCGAGGAAAUGGUCAUGAACGGAUGCAUCGUCGAGACAAGCAAAUCCAACAUCCUCUCACCGAUUCAGCUCAUGGACAAAACCUCUUGAAAACAAGAGGUACGCCAAUUAUUUCAGCACGCCUUUUUAAUCGUCUGUAUAUUCGCUCUUUGCAAGACGAAAAAACGGGUUUUUCUAUUAAUGCCAGUCAAGCUACGGCUAGUUACCGUGAAAAUGACCCUCGAAUAGUUUCCGUUUCUUACAAUCUGUUCCAUUUGAACGAUAAAUCUGAAUACUACCAUGGCUCUUGCAUAUA
Tarenaya hassleriana is the source of this 698-nucleotide messenger RNA. Its product is annotated as AP-4 complex subunit sigma. Gene Ontology annotation, cellular component: intracellular membrane-bounded organelle. NCBI's taxonomy places the organism in Eukaryota, Viridiplantae, Streptophyta, Magnoliopsida, Brassicales, Cleomaceae. Bases 62 to 493 code for a protein of 143 amino acids. Gene Ontology annotation, biological process: protein transport; vesicle-mediated transport. The record is from RefSeq and is a predicted model, not a curated record. The transcript has 4 exons.